This is a messenger RNA of Paramecium pentaurelia, 486 nucleotides long. The record is from the annotation of a GenBank genome assembly. Lineage: Eukaryota; Ciliophora; Oligohymenophorea; Peniculida; Parameciidae.
AUGCUCAAAAGGAUGUUGUAUUGUUAGGAUGAUAUAAUGCUAUGUGACUUUUGGAUUCAUGUUAAAUCAUUUUGGUAAACUCCAAGUGAGUUCGAUGGGUGGAAAUAGAUGAUACCAAAAACACUCUCUUCAAGUGUAUGCGCUGGUCUUAUUCUAGCUGGAGGAUACCUUAACUUAAGAUCAAAUUAAACGAUUAAUUAUACAAUUUUUAAUUUAUCUUCCCAUUUUAAUUUUUAAGUAGAAUUCAAACUUUGGUUGUUUGGCAUUUUGGAGGAUGAUUAAUUUAUUCUUAAGCUUGACGAUUAUGAAUUGUUAAAAGUACAAUUAAAUUAACCAACCCAUUAUAUAAACUGUGGAGGGAUUAAAUAACAUAUUAGCUUAAUAAAUCUUAGAGCUUAAAUGAAUAAUUCUUAAUCAUUAAUGAAGUUUAUUUUAAAACUCAAUCUAAUUCAACUUUAACUAAAUAUUGGGAAUUAAUGCAUUUGA